Nanorana parkeri is the source of this 627-nucleotide messenger RNA. RefSeq lists its product as uncharacterized. Gene Ontology annotation, molecular function: DNA binding. The transcript is spliced from 3 exons. The coding region runs from base 1 to 627 and encodes 208 amino acids. The record is from RefSeq and is a predicted model, not a curated record. NCBI's taxonomy places the organism in Eukaryota, Metazoa, Chordata, Amphibia, Anura, Dicroglossidae.
AUGGCUGAAUCGAAACCCCUCGGAAUGGCAGGGCCCACGGAGAAAAGAAGGCGAGGACGACCUCUCGGAAGCACAAAAAACGCCACCGUCCUCUCUCAAAUAGAGUCCCUGCUGAAAAGAACACAACGCGUUCCUGAAAAAAGAGGGCGAGGUAGGCCACGUUUAAUCAGAAUACAAGUGGUGGACACCCCACAGGCCAAAGUGUCGGAGCGCCCAAGAAACGACGCCGCUGAACAUGAGGCGGCCUCAGGGAACACGUCUGUAAAGAUCUCAAGGAGAGAGGGCCUCAUGAGGCCACGGGAAUCGGCAGAUGUGAUGAUGUCGGAGAAAAGUGCGAGACCUCAUCCGUUUUUACCAGAAAAGGCUUUGAACAUACCAGUUGCGUCUCAGGUUCCAAUUUAUAAACCCAAUCUAAAGAAAAAGUACAUGAAUGAAAAAGGGAAGAACCCAAGGCAAAACAUACUGGUUAACAAUAAACUCCAGGCUUCCUUGGUAGAGCUUAUUGGCACAAAAAGAGGACGGGGAAGACCCAGAAAAGACACUACAAGUACAGGGAUGACGAGCGGCAAAACACAAAAUAAAAUGAAGCCUGCGGGGUUAGCUUCAGUAGCAAUAGUCAUGCUGUGA